Molecule: messenger RNA, 618 nt
Organism: Pyrenophora tritici-repentis Pt-1C-BFP
Lineage: Eukaryota; Fungi; Ascomycota; Dothideomycetes; Pleosporales; Pleosporaceae
Product: PRP38-assoc multi-domain protein
Source: RefSeq, a predicted model, not a curated record
AUGGCUGACUUGCCGAUUGAGCCUUCGCUAGGCGAAACAUCUACAGUCGAUACCGCAGAGAUGAUGGAAGCGAAUAUAGACACAGAUGCAGAUGCGCAAGAGCGUGGCCGCCUCAAGCGACGCAGGCAGUCUUCGCAGCACUCUCCGCGUCGUGCGUCCUCUCCCUCUCGCGGCCACGACCGUCACAGCGGAUCGCGGUAUCGAGUCCACCAUCGGAAGCACCACCGCCCUUCUUCCCCAACAUCUUCUUCCAUAUCCCCACCCACGUCUGUGCAGAAGAAGACUAGACGACGCAGCGACGCAGAGCCUGAUCACACUUUCAGAGGGAGGGCGCGCAACAGGAGCAGCAGCAGGUGCAGGACUAGGAGUCCGAUCCUGGAAUACGAGGAUGCAUUUCUGGACAAUGAGGAAGAUGUGAAAAGGUAUAGGAAAAGAAGCGCACCGCCUAGUCGACACAGAAUAGAUGGCGGAGGCGAACUCCGGCGUCUGAGAAGUUACCCAAAUCUGUACAAGGAGGAUAGGAGGGAUUCCAAGGGUGAAGAUGAAAAGGAGUCGCAUGUAGUCAAGCCUGAUGAAUAUGAAGAAGCAACCGCAGAGAAUCACAGCGCGAAGGACUAG